Molecule: messenger RNA, 513 nt
Organism: Photinus pyralis (common eastern firefly)
Lineage: Eukaryota; Metazoa; Arthropoda; Insecta; Coleoptera; Lampyridae
Product: leucine-rich repeat-containing protein 23-like
Exons: 4
Coding region: 1-513 (170 amino acids)
Cellular component (GO): cytoplasm
Molecular function (GO): protein binding
Source: RefSeq, a predicted model, not a curated record
AUGAUUUUCGAGUGCUUUAUACACGUUUCCUCCUUUCUAGACAAUCAAAUUUACUUGUCACAGUUCGAAUCCGAUCGCUUAGAACAACUUAAACAAUUGGAGCUGAGGGGGAACUUUUUAACCGACCUGUCCGGCAGUUACCCGGCCAGCCUCGAGGCUCUGUAUCUGGCGGAGAAUCGCAUCAAGGAACUGACACUGUCGUCCGCCGACUUUCGGCGGCUGGCCGUCCUCCACCUGCGCGAGAAUUACGUUCGGAAGCUGGACGGACUCGGACGCGCCGAUCUGCCCAGCUUGAGGUAUCUCAACCUGCGAAAGAACAAGAUCACGAAGUUCAGGCAGUUUCGAAAGCUGGCCCGGCUGCCCAAGCUGGAAACGCUAAUCGUCUUGGGGAAUCCGUUUUACGGCGAGGAAGAGAAACCGGGGGAGGACGACGAAGAGCUAGGCGACGAGGAAGAGAAGGAGGACAUCGCCAGGCAGAGACGAGAUCACGCUUCACACAGAGUCGAAGACUGA